Molecule: messenger RNA, 432 nt
Organism: Fusarium keratoplasticum
Lineage: Eukaryota; Fungi; Ascomycota; Sordariomycetes; Hypocreales; Nectriaceae
Product: VOC domain-containing protein
Exons: 1
Coding region: 1-432 (143 amino acids)
Source: RefSeq, a predicted model, not a curated record
AUGUCUGGAACGCCCGCACCUGUCGCUUCGGCUUGGAAGAUCAUUCCAACCUUUGAGUCUGAUGACAUAGCGAGGACUCUUGAGUUCUAUGUUGGCACCCUUGGCUUCACGCUUGCCAGCACCAAGCCGGAGGAUGGUGACCCAAGCCUCUUUACCUUUUGCUCCAUCUUUGCUGGUGAAAAGGCUGCGGCCAACAUCUACUUCUUCAAGCCCAGUGGACGGUCUGCCAAUCCUAGUUCAGCAUACAUCGCCUUGGGCACCACGCAGCUCGACCAGCUCCACGACUCUCUCAAAGCCCGGGAUGAUGUCGAGUUUGCAGAAGAGAUACAGGAUCAACCCUGGGGUUUUCGACAAUUCGCCAUCGAGGAUCCAGAUGGAAACACGCUGACGUUCUUCAAGUACUUGGAAGGGGGUAAUCCAGGAGAUGAAUGA